Molecule: messenger RNA, 2977 nt
Organism: Xenopus tropicalis (tropical clawed frog)
Lineage: Eukaryota; Metazoa; Chordata; Amphibia; Anura; Pipidae
Gene: fam107a
Product: family with sequence similarity 107 member A
Cellular component (GO): nucleus; stress fiber; synapse
Source: RefSeq, marked validated
UCUCAGCGCAGCGGUAACAGCCACCCACCUAUCCAGUUACCUACCCACCUACAUACCCAGCUACAUACCUACCCAGCCGGCCGGCAUGCAGUCCCAGAGAUCCUGGUUCGAUCGGGUGAGGGUGCCGGACGCCCCCGCUAGCGGAAUGCACAGAGCCAUGCUGGUUAAGUCCGCUUCUAUGUACUCGGAGCUACAGAGGGAGCCGCCGGAUAUCGGGAGCCUCCUGACCCAUCCGGAUUAUCUUGAUGGGAACCCCGAGCUCAUCAAGCCCAAGAAGCUCCAGAACCCGGUGAAAGCCUCCAGGAGCCACCAGGAGCUGCACCGAGAGCUGCUCAUGAACCACAAAAGAGGUGUCGGGAUUGACAAGAAGCCGGAGCUGCAGAGAGUCCUGGAACACCGGCGCCGAGACAAAAUCAUCCAACAGAAGAAAGAAGAGGAAGCGAUAAAGAAGCUUCAGUCUCCAUUCGAACAGGAGCUGCUAAAGAGACAGCAGAGGCUUGAGCAGCUUGAGAAAGACCAAGAGCCGGCGAAGGACGAGGAGCGAGCGCCAGAAUUCGUUAAAGUAAAGGAGAAGUUAAGACGAACGGCGAUGUUGCCCAGCGAGGAGAGAGUGGCGUAACAGCCGCCGGGACUCUAUGAAUAGUUCUAUGUAUCGAGCAGGCUUCGCUGCGUAACACCCCGGCUACCUGCACUUGGUUAACCGUCGCCGAUCCGUCUUUCAGUGUGCCCCACACCACUCGCAGAUACAGGGUUUGUGUCGAGAAAUGUCGCUUUUUCCGUGUAUCUACCCGCCGCCGCCACAGCAACAGCAUUAGCUCCUGAUACUUACACUCAGAGGCGACUAACAGCUCACAAAAUGGCCGGCUCAGUGAGUAGCGGUUUGUGGGUGAGCGUGGGAAUUCGCUUUCCAAGAUGGCAGUGUGUAUAUUCCCCCGCAGUGUGUCUCCUGUUACGUGGCGUCUCUGUGCCGAGCCCGGCUGGCUUUUACUGCAGGACUUACAGGAAGGGGGGGGUGGCGCUGCCAGAGAAGGGGCAGCCAUGUUGGUGGGCAAGCCGCGCACGAUCGGUUGUGGGAACUGACCGGGUUUGUUAUAACAUUGCAACAAGUCAUAAUUGUGUCAAAUGGGGUCACAUAGGGCAUGAAUGGCGUCAGUAUUACUGCCCCCCCCCCCCCCCGCGGGGCGGCCCCCGAGUCACUGAGGCAUUUUGCUCUGUAGGAAAUGACCCUCUAUGAUAUCACUGAGGUUUCUGGAUCCCCGGGUUGGGGGUCAGUACCUUCUCCUGUAGGUGAUUGUGUCGCCCUGACGCCUGUGGGAAGGGAAAGGGGCGCCGUUAUCCAAAGGGCGUUAGAAACACAAUCUAAUAUUUACUGAGAACAAACAAUUUAUGUUAUUUAACCAAAACUGCCAUUUUUCCUGUUUGCCUAAGGGAAUAUAUUUCCUUCUGUCCCAGUUGGAUUCCAGUCUGUGUAGCAGGAACGUGGGCACCGGCACUGGGUCUUGUCUGCGCUGCUAAUGAUUGCAGUCCCUGCCCCAGUGAGCUUACAAUCUAAGGUCCCUAUCACAUUCCCAUCAGCCCCUGCCCCAGUGAGCUUACAAUCUAAUGUCCCUAUCCCAUUCCCAUCAGUCCCUGCCCCAGUGAGCUUACAAUCUAAGGUCCCUAUCACAUUCCCAUCAGUCCCUGCCCCAGUGAGCUUACAAUCUAAGGUCCCUAUCCCAUUCCCAUCAGUCCCUGCCCCAGUGAGCUUACAAUCUAAGGUCCCUAUCACAUUCCUAUCAGUCCCUGCCCCAGUGAGCUUACAAUCUAAGGUCCCUAUCACAUUCCCAUCAGCCCCUGCCCCAGUGAGCUUACAAUCUAAGGUCCCUAUCACAUACCCAUCAGCCCCUGCCCCAGUGAGCUUACAAUCUAAUGUCCCUAUCCCAUUCCCAUCAGUCCCUGCCCCAGUGAGCUUACAAUCUAAGGUCCCUAUCCCAUUCCCAUCAGUCCCUGCCCCAGUGAGCUUACAAUCUAAGGUCCCUAUCCCAUUCCCAUCAGCCCCUGCCCCAGUGAGCUUACAAUCUAAGGUCCCUAUCACAUUCCCAUCAGCCCCUGCCCCAGUGAGCUUACAAUCUAAGGUCCCUAUCACAUUCCCAUCAGUCCCUGCCCCAGUGAGCUUACAAUCUAAGGGCCCUAUUUUAUUCACACACACUAAAAAGAUCACUGGGGUUCAUUUAUAAGCACUGGGCAAAUUUGCCCAGGGGCAAUAACCCAUGGCAACCAAUCAAAAUGUUGCAUUGCUUGUUUUACCUGCAGUUGGUUUAAAAAAAAGCCAAUCACUGCUUGGUUGCUAUGGGUUACUGCCAGUGGGCAGAUUUGCCCAGUGUUGAUAAAUGAGCACUUUUCAUUAUAUAAGGCUGAGCUAAAGUCACAUGACUGGGAGAGAGUGGAUUGGGCCCAGGAAAUAUAAAAAGCUGAAAAAUGGCUCUAAUUACAUUCUAUGAAGUAUUUUCUCCACUAAACCAGGAAUUGUGUUUUCAGGCAAAAAAGAAAAGCUUUUGUUUAUUUUGAUGACAUUUUCCUUUUGAUUUACUUUCCCUUAAAGGGCUAGUGCUACUGAGACCCAACUGAAUGUAAUAGGGGAGUGAAGAAUAAUUCUGACCAAUCACUUUAACCUUCAGCUCAUAUCAGAGGCACAUAUGGAAUCUCUGCAGAGUGCUCAGCUGCACAAAGGGUUAAAUUGGGUGUGGGUGUGGUUGGGCGAGGGCGGGGCUACUCGGGGAGGGGGAGGGGAAUCAUGUCUCAGGCACAGACUAUGGCCAAUAUUUGGAUAAAGCCUUAACACUGAUUGGAUUGUACUAACUAACACACUAGGUUGGUUCCGCUGCUUCAGCCUGUAAAUAUGACAGAUAUUUAUUUAGUUAUGGUUCGUAUACGUCUAUUUUUCUAUGUAGUUCUGUGGUCAAUAUUACCAAUAAAUAGCGAGUACGACUUGCCUACA